Molecule: messenger RNA, 1149 nt
Organism: Miscanthus lutarioriparius
Lineage: Eukaryota; Viridiplantae; Streptophyta; Magnoliopsida; Poales; Poaceae
Source: the annotation of a GenBank genome assembly
AUGGAUAGUGCACAGCCACCGAGUGGGGAAUUGAACACUUCGUUCAAUACUCUAAUGGUUGCUGGAGGUGACCAGAGUCAACAGCCUCAGGAUGCUGGCAAUGAAACCAGCUUCACGAACUGGAAAGACCUUCCCAUGGAGCUACUCCUGCGUAUCAUUUCACUAGUUGGAGAUGACAGGAUAGUCAUUGUGGCCUCCGGUGUAUGCACAGGAUGGCGUGACACAUUAGGGUGGGGAGUUGCAAAUCUUUCACUAUCAUGGUGCCAGGGCCACAUGAAUGACUUGGUGAUGUCACUGGCUCACAAAUUCACGAAGCUGCAAGUUCUAUCUCUACGCCAAAUCAGAGCUCAGCUAGAAGACAGUGGCGUGGAGGCCGUGGCAAACAACUGCCAUGAUUUACGCGAGCUGGAUCUUAGCAGAAGCUUUAGGCUCAGCGACCGGUCCUUGUACGCUCUGGCGCAUGGGUGCCCUCACCUUACAAGGCUCAACAUCAGUGGGUGCUCCAAUUUCAGUGAUGCGGCUCUCGUGUUCCUCUCUAGCCAGUGCAAGAACCUGAAAUGCUUGAACCUGUGCGGGUGUGUGAGGGCAGCUUCUGACAGAGCACUACAGGCCAUUGCUUGUAACUGUGGCCAGCUGCAUUCGUUGAACUUGGGCUGGUGUGAUAGCAUCACUGACAAGGGAGUGACCAGCUUGGCUUCAGGAUGCCCUGAGCUCAGGGCUGUGGACUUGUGCGGUUGUGUUCUUAUAACAGAUGAGAGCGUGGUUGCACUGGCGAACGGCUGCCCUCACCUGCGUUCCCUGGGCCUGUACUACUGCCAGAACAUCACUGACCGCGCCAUGUACUCCCUGGCCGCCAACAGCCGCAUGCGGAGCCAGGGCGGGGGCUGGGACGCGACAGCGAAAAGCGGCGGCGGUGGCGGCAAGGACCGGGAGCGGGACGGGCUGGCGAGCCUGAACAUCAGCCAGUGCACGGCGCUGACCCCGCCCGCGGUGCAGGCAGUGUGCGACUCGUUCCCGGCGCUGCACACGUGCCCGGAGCGGCACUCGCUCAUCAUCAGCGGGUGCCUCAGCCUCACUUCCGUGCACUGCGCCUGCGCGCUGCACCCUCACCGAGCCGGGCGCGUCAUCCUCUCCAACCACGCCUACUGA